Messenger RNA from Cercospora beticola, 2131 nucleotides. Its product is annotated as cytochrome P450. Lineage: Eukaryota; Fungi; Ascomycota; Dothideomycetes; Mycosphaerellales; Mycosphaerellaceae. The record is from RefSeq and is a predicted model, not a curated record. Gene Ontology annotation, molecular function: oxidoreductase activity, acting on paired donors, with incorporation or reduction of molecular oxygen; iron ion binding; heme binding.
CCAGCUGCGAGUGCAUACUUAUCGACUGCAUAGGUAGCUGCUCCAAUGUAAGGUGAACUUUGUUUGUCGGUGAACUGGAAUCGACGCAUGUCAGAAUCGUUCGAGCGGUAGAGGGGACGUCAGACAGGUGUUUCGACAGUUCUGUACUUUGAGCCUCGCUUGACUGAGAAAAAGAAAAAGAGUAGCAGCAACGAACGACCACCUCAAGCUUUUACUCCCCAACAACCUCUUCAGCAACACCAACCAGGCCCUCAACAGCGAACAUGGCUUUCUCAUUCUCCCUGGAACUCCUGUCCUCUCCAACUGUCCUCGCCGCUCUUGUUCUCACCCUCUACCUCAUCUACGCGCAUAUCAUAUCUCCCUCCAAACUGUCUCACAUUCCGGGCCCAUGGUACACUUCUCACAGCACGCUUCCCCUCCUCUACUGGAUCACCUCCGGCUCCGCCUGGUCCAAAUACGGCCACCUCUGCCAAGAGUACAAUUCAGAUCUCAUCCGCAUCGCGCCCGGCCACCUCAUCACAGGCUCCGUCAAAACAUGGAAGAAAAUCUACUCUUCCUCCUCCUCUUCCUCGACAAAAGGUUCUUCGCCCGGCUACCCCCGCUCCGACUGGUUCAACGCCAUGCGUUUCGUCCCCAACCAAGACAACACCCUCUCAAUGCGCUCCGAAAAAUCCCACUCCGACCUCCGAAUGAAACUAGCAGCAGGCUACGGUGGCAAAGAAGUCCCCGACCUGGAAUCCAAAAUCGACGAACAAGUGCUCUCACUCAUCUCCCUAAUCAACAGAAAAUACAUAUCAAAUUUGAAAGAAGGAAUUUAUAAGCCGAUGGAUUUUGCGAGGAAGAGCCAUUUUUUCACUCUUGAUGUGAUUUCUUCUCUCGCGUUUGGAGAGAGUUUUGGGGAUUUGAGGGAUGAUAAUGAUAAUCAUGGAUAUCUUGAACAGAUGGAACAGGGGAUUACGUUAAUCAAUAUCAUGGCUGUUUUGCCCAAACUCUACUUAUUUCUUGAGAAGAGUAAGAUUUUGGCACUGGUGGGACCGAGCGAGAGGGAUGAUUUGGGAUUAGGAAAAGCGUAUCGGCUUGCGAAGGAGUUGGUCGGGAGGAGGUUUCGGAAUGGUGAUGAGACGCCGAGUGAAGAUCGGAAAGAUAUGAUGGGAUCUUUUUUUCGACAUGGGAUGAAGAGGAGUCAGGUGGAGAGUGAGGUUGUUUUGCAGAUUUUGGCGGGGAGUGAUACGACUGCUACGGCUGUGAGGAGUGUUUUGUUGAAUGUGGUGAGUUGUGAGAGAGUUUAUAGGAGGUUGAUGAAAGAAAUUGGAGAAAAGAUGGAGGGGGUUGGGGAAGAGGAGGUUAUUAGGGAUUCGACUGCGCGAGGGAUGAAGUAUCUUCAGGCUUGUAUUAAGGAAGGAUUGAGAAUUGCGCCGCCUGUUAGUGGGUUGUUCUCGCAUGAGGUUCCGGCUGGAGGAGAUGAAGUUGACGGAUAUUUCGUGCCUGGGGGUACAAGAAUUGGCUGGUCCACCUACGCCAUGACACGCAACCCAUCACUUUUCGGUCCAGAUGAGCACUGCUUCCGUCCCGAACGCUGGCUUCUACACGAAGACGGUGGCGACUGCGAAAGCGCCGCCAAGCUCCGCGAGAUGGAUCAGAAUAACGAAGUCAUUUUCGGCUAUGGACGAUUCAAAUGUCUUGGUCAGCCUGUCGCUCUGAUGGAAUUGAACAAGAUUUUCGUGGAGUUGUUGCAACGCUUCGAUUUUCAAAUCUGUGAUCCGAAGAAACCGUACGAAGUCGAUUUCCAAAUUGGUGUUUGGACGCAGAUUGGAUUGUGGAUGACUGUUACGAGGAGGGAGGAGCGGGUUUGAGAAAUCAUUAGUAGGAUAUGGAGAGUCGACGGUAGGCUGCGUGGAUAUCAGGCGUCUGCAGUCUCAAACACAUCGAACGGCAGAGGAAGAGAGAUAUGAGCCUCUAGAGUUGAAGUCGACUUUGCUCUGGUGAUGGCCAGCCCAUCUAUUUGGGCGGCUCGGAUGUCUGGCACGAAACUGCUCCGAGUGCCAAGCUUCGGCCCCUGAGGCACCAAUUGCUUCCGUGACUUCACCUGGUGUUGAAGCUAGCAGAUCUGUCUAAAUUUAUCACUCAACCC